GAUGAUUGGAGCUGCCACUUCCCCAGUUCCUUAACCACACCAGUAUCCUUACUACCACCACUACGCUUGACACGACGGCGAAAUCUCUAGAAAAUUAAGAAUUUCGGAUUGAAUAAGAUUUCUGCCGUCGCAAUCAUGCCUCGUGUACCGUCUGGGGACGCCUCAUUUAUCCAUACGCUUGAUGGUAAUUUCGUCGAUAACGCUGGUCGUACCCUUCUGCUACGCGGAGUAAACCUAUCCGGCUCUUCCAAGGCACCCGUGAAUCAACCUUCCCAGGCCCUAGAUGGAUUUUGGGAAGAAGCCAAGAUUGGCAGUGAGAGCUUCAUAGGUCGACCGCUACAGCUAGAUGACGCAGACGAGCACCUCGCCCGCCUGCGGGGCUGGGGCUUCAAUAUGUUGCGCUUUCCUGUAACCUGGGAAGCCCUAGAACACGAAGGACCAGGGAAAUAUGACUAUGAUUUUAUGGAUUAUACAAUAAAAAUACUACGGAAAUGCAAAGCACACGGGUUCAAAGUUUAUUUGAAUCCUCAUCAAGACACCUGGUCCCGUUUUUCAGGCGGGUCGGGUGCGCCUUAUUGGACACUCGUUGCAUGCGGUUUUAAUCCGAAUGCAUUCAGUGCCACCCAAGCAGCCAUAAUCCAUUGCGAAUAUCCCACUCCCGCAUCCCGCAACCCCGCAGAAAUGCCUGCUAUGAUAUGGUCAACAAAUUACGGAAAACUUGUCUCGCAAACCAUGUUCGCGCUCUUUUUCGGCGGCUCAACAUUCGCGCCAAAAUGCAUCAUUGAUGGAGUCAACAUCCAGGAAUACCUCCAGACGCAUUUCGCAAAUGCUUUUGCAAAGUUAGCGGAGCGAGUGGCGGCAGCAGGGGACCUUCUUGAUGAAGUUGUCAUCGGUUGGGACAGCAUGAAUGAGCCAGCAGAAGGGCUCAUUUCAUGGGAUGACCUUAACGCAUAUCCGCAGCAACAGGGUUCUACACUGAAGAAGGGCGCCGUUUCCUCUCCAGUGCAGAGUUUCCGUCUUGGUAUGGGUCAGGUCCAGACGCUUGAUAACUAUGCUUUUAGCUCAACGGGUCCAAAGCGUGAUGGCAGUGUCACCAUCGACCCGAAUGGUGUCAAGGCAUGGGCCGACCCCUCAACGGAGCCAGGAAACAUUCACCCGCGCUGGGGCUGGAGACGUGACGCUGGAUGGACGCUCGGCAAAUGCAUAUGGGCUUUGCACAAUGUAUGGGAUGUGCAGAGUGGAUACGUUCUGCAGCCCGAUUAUUUCGCACAUAUUCCAGGAACGGAAGAACCUGUUCAUUUUCUACACGCCUUUUUCCUUCCCCAAUACACUCUUUACCUGAAAGCAAUUAGAGCGCACCACCCACAAGCCAUCGCGUUCGUGCAGCCGCCCGUGUUUGCACAGCCUCCUUCGAUACCCGAGGAGCUGUUGCAGGGUAGGGCAUGCUAUUCGACGCAUUAUUACGAUGGCCUGACGCUUGUGACACGCCACUGGAACUGGUUUAACGCGGAUGCCCUUGGUCUCAUACGGGGAAAGUAUUCAACACAGAUACAAGCUUUGCGCAUAGGUGAACGCGCCAUACGAAGUAGCCUUCAAACCCAGCUCGGCUAUCUCAAGGCAGACGCAACGCAACUCGGUGCGCUUCCAUCCACCGGUCCAGCGCGAUACCCAACUAUCAUUGGAGAGAUUGGGACCCCUUUCGAUAUGGAUGCCAAGCGCUCGUAUGGAUACACAGAUGGUGGCAAGUACAAAGGUGACUACUCGCGACAAGAGCGUGCACUUGAUGCAAGUUUAAACGCGGCGGAUGGAGAGAACUGUUUGAACUGGACAGUAUGGACAUACUGCCCCGAUAAUUCGCACCCGUGGGGGGAUGGGUGGAAUAUGGAGGAUCUCAGUUUAUGGUGUAGCGACGACCUACGCACAGGAGAAGCGGAAAGGGUUCCAACCCUGCGGAUACCCUCCAAAAUGUCGAUGGGUUCAUUAGCGCCAGCACGAGCGUCGACAUUGACGAUAUCAACUCUUCCGGCUUAUUCUUCCCCUUAUGCGAGCUCUAGCGUGGAAGAAGUCGAACCUUACGAACCUGCCUCACUCCUGUCGUUCCUUACAAACGGCGCUCGUGCCGUACGCGCUUUCUGUCGCCCAUGGCCAAUAGCGGUCGUUGGCACUCCUACGAACAUCCAGUUCGAUAUAUCCAAAGCGACCUUCCGUCUUACUCUCAAGGUUAACGCAGAAGAUAUACCUAUUGAUGAUGAUGAUGAUGACCUAGUAUCCAGAAAGAAAGGAUUGUGCAAGGAUAGUUCCUUGCCCACUGAAAUAUUCUUGCCUCUCGUCCAUUUUGCCUCAGAUGCUUGCUUGGGUAAAGCACUUGGUUCUAACGUUCAGGACGGAGAUGAUGAUUCCAUGGAUGUCGGGCAAGAAGGGAGCAGCCGCAGUACAUCAGGAACGACAACACCUCGCGUACCUACAUCAUCCACUCUCACCCUUCCUCUGACUUCUCAAGCGGCGCUCUCGCCAGUCAUAUUCAAGGACGGCUGGUACGACAUUACUGUCAUUGCAUCCGAGGGCCGAGUGGAGCUUCUUGCGUCGGAGCAGAAGCUUCUUUGGUUUUAUAGUGUGUCAAUGGAUGAGAAGGAGGACAGGGAACUAACGAUAGAGGUGCGCCGUUCACCGGGCGCCAUCAAAGCCACCGCACUCGGACUUGGGUAUACCAGUGAGAGUAGAGCAAGAGAUGGGUGCGCAGGAUGGUUGGAGCAGGCAGGGUUACUGAGCGAAGGAUGGUGCGAAGGAUGUUCGAUUAUGUGAUUAGGGAUCUCGUGGACACUGACUAUCAUAUUCACCUGUACAUAGAUAUAGUACAUGAUAUAAAUAUGUUGAAAGUCGGAGUAGUACAUUUUUUAUCAAAAAGUUCUGUGGUC
Suillus bovinus is the source of this 2915-nucleotide messenger RNA. Its product is annotated as glycoside hydrolase family 5 protein. Gene Ontology annotation, molecular function: steryl-beta-glucosidase activity. NCBI's taxonomy places the organism in Eukaryota, Fungi, Basidiomycota, Agaricomycetes, Boletales, Suillaceae. The record is from RefSeq and is a predicted model, not a curated record. Gene Ontology annotation, biological process: ergosteryl 3-beta-D-glucoside catabolic process. Bases 136 to 2802 code for a protein of 888 amino acids. The transcript has 3 exons.